AUGGAGGCCCUGGAGGAAGAUGAGCUCUGCUUACCCCAACUCAACAAUUCCUGCUGGAAAAUGAUGCACUCUCACUUGGAGGCUACUCUCAUUUGCAGUCUGCUGUCCUGCAUCACUCUGCUCACUGUGGUUCUGAACCUGCUGGUCAUCAUCUCUAUCUCCCACUUCAGGCAGCUCCACACCUCCACCAACCUCCUCCUACUCUCUCUGGCUGUUGCAGACUUCCUUGUGGGUUUACUGCAAAUGCCAGCCGCUAUUCUUAUCUUCCGAGGCUGCUGGAUCCUGGGUGACUUUAUGUGUGGUGUGAUAUAUUUGUUAGGUUACAUCAUUGUCAGUGUUUCAGUAGGAAACAUGGUCCUCAUAUCAAUUGACCGCUAUGUAGUAAUUUGUGACCCCAUGUUUUACUCCACCAAAGUCACUCUGAGAAGAGUUCAAUACUGUGUUUGUCUGUGUUGGAUAUUUUCUGUUGUGCACAGCAGUUGGAUAAUGAAAGAUUUCUUAAAACAACCAGAGAACUAUAAAAUCUGUCGUGGAGAGUGUGUUGUCACAAGUUCUUAUGCUGAAGGAAUUGUUGAUCUUGUUGUGACCUUUUUAGGCCCCAUUUUAAUCAUUAUACUUCUGUAUCUGAGAGUCUUUGUGGUGGCUGUGUCUCAGGCUCGUGCCAUGCGCUCUCACAUUACAGCUGUCACAUUUCAGCGUUCAGAGACUGUGAAAGCUACGAAAUCUGAAAUGAAAGCAGCCAGGACUCUUGGUGUCGUAGUACUUGUGUUUCUUCUGUGCUCCUGCCCAUAUUAUUCUUUUGCUGUUGCAGCUGUGAACGAUUUGGUCGGGGCGACUUCUUCAGGCACUGAGAUUUGGUUGUUGUAUUUCAACUCCUGUCUAAACCCUGUGAUCUAUGUUUUUUUUUACCCCUGGUUCAGAAAAUCUAUUAAACACAUUAUUACACUUCAGAUUCUGCAGCCUGGCUCCAGUGAGGCCAAUUUAAUGUAG
Molecule: messenger RNA, 990 nt
Organism: Seriola aureovittata
Lineage: Eukaryota; Metazoa; Chordata; Actinopteri; Carangiformes; Carangidae
Product: trace amine-associated receptor 13c-like
Exons: 2
Coding region: 1-990 (329 amino acids)
Biological process (GO): G protein-coupled receptor signaling pathway
Cellular component (GO): membrane
Molecular function (GO): trace-amine receptor activity
Source: RefSeq, a predicted model, not a curated record